Molecule: messenger RNA, 312 nt
Organism: Haemonchus placei
Lineage: Eukaryota; Metazoa; Nematoda; Chromadorea; Rhabditida; Trichostrongylidae
Source: the annotation of a GenBank genome assembly
AUGGUGUUUUGUGUGAUGAGUGGCGUUCCUAUACCAGAUGUGGUCGAUAGUGGUGGAACACCAAGACGAUCACCAAUCGGAAAUCGCCCAUCAGUACAGAGCCUGUUCAGCCAGUUGGAACUCAACGAUCACGAUGGGAUUGAACGAAGGACUGUGGCUGGAGGUGCUGCUAUCACGCUUUCUGUAAAGGGAUCAGAAUUAGUACAGAAUUUCGUGCAACGCAAUAUCCCACCUAUUCUCCCAGGAUCAGGUGAUUUAUACCUGAUCCGCCUGAUGCGGCCUCGUACACGAAGCCACAGCGUAUGUGUAUGA